GGUAAUGAGGUAAUUUUUCUACUUUUACCAGUCUUACAAGAGCUGUGAUUGCUAAACUAUGGCCAAGGAUACAGAAUAUUACGACAUCUUGGGAGUCGGUAUUGAUGCAUCAGCAUCUGAUAUUAAAAAGGCCUACUAUGUCAAAGCUAGGGAAGUUCACCCUGAUAAAAAUCCUGGAGACCCGAAAGCCGCUCGUAAUUUUCAGGUUCUUGGAGAGGCUUAUCAGGUUCUAAGUGACCCUGAGAAGCGUGAAGCGUAUGACAAAAACGGAAAAUCAGGUGUAGCGGAAGAUUUAAUGGUGGAUCCUGCAGCUGUUUUCGGCAUGCUGUUUGGUAGUGAUUUGUUUGAGGAAUAUAUUGGACAACUUUAUAUGGCUGCCGUACAGUCAGUAGAACUCGAAGAAGAGGGACAGGUUCCGGAAAUUCGCAAGAUGAAAGUCCAAGAGAGGAUGAGGGAAUUUCAAAUGGAAAGGGAAACAAAGCUCAUAGCAAUUCUGAAGAAUCGCCUUCGGCCAUUUGUUGAAGGUCAAAAAUCUGAAUUUAUAAAUUGGGCAACAUCAGAAGCUCGUCGGCUCUCACAAGCAGCUUUUGGUGAGGCUAUGUUACAUACUAUUGGCUAUAUCUACACAAGGCAAGCUGCAAGAGAACUUGGUAAAGAUAAACGUUUUAUGAAGGUCCCGUUUCUAGCUGAAUGGGUGAGGGAUAAAGGACACCAUUUGAAAUCACAAGUUUCAGCUGCUUCAGCCGCGGUGUCGUUAAUACAAAUACAAGAGGAGCUAAAGAAGUUGAAUAAUUCAGAAGCCAAGGAAGAGCGGUUAAAUAAGGCUAUCGAGGAGAAAAAAGAUCAGAUGAUUAAUUCCCUGUGGCAGAUUAACGUUGUAGAUAUCGAGACAACCUUGUCCCGUGUCUGUCAAGCAGUGCUCAAAGAUCCUACUGUUUCAAAAGAGGAGGUGAAGCAACGUGCGAUUGGAAUGAAGAAACUUGGAACAAUAUUUCAUGUUCACAUAACUGGAAGCAAUUCAUAUAAGAACAAGUAUGUUUAGUGAAUAGGAGAUACGGUACAUUUUGCAAACGAUUAUACACGUUCUGAUUUUAGGGAGCCUGGGGUAAUACCGCUGAACUGAAGCAGCAGUUUGCGCAAUGAGGCUUCUUCAUUCAAGUAACAUGCUUGUCUUUCUAUGCCACCAAUCUUCAUUUGUCAGUUAUAUUAGCCAACUGUUGUAUUCAUUAAUAUAUCUUCUCUAUU
Messenger RNA from Helianthus annuus (common sunflower), 1245 nucleotides. RefSeq names its product chaperone protein dnaJ 10. NCBI's taxonomy places the organism in Eukaryota, Viridiplantae, Streptophyta, Magnoliopsida, Asterales, Asteraceae. The transcript has 9 exons. The coding region runs from base 59 to 1042 and encodes 327 amino acids. The record is from RefSeq and is a predicted model, not a curated record.